Esox lucius (northern pike) is the source of this 2547-nucleotide messenger RNA. RefSeq names its product syntaxin 5A, like (gene stx5al). Gene Ontology annotation, molecular function: SNARE binding; SNAP receptor activity. Gene Ontology annotation, biological process: endoplasmic reticulum to Golgi vesicle-mediated transport; vesicle fusion; intracellular protein transport. The transcript is spliced from 12 exons. The coding region runs from base 249 to 1301 and encodes 350 amino acids. Gene Ontology annotation, cellular component: Golgi membrane; SNARE complex; endomembrane system. Lineage: Eukaryota; Metazoa; Chordata; Actinopteri; Esociformes; Esocidae. The record is from RefSeq and is a predicted model, not a curated record.
AUGUUCUAAAGGACACGUCGACGUGGCAAUGACGUCAGAAGGACCCGUAUGAAUCGUAAGCAGUAGCUGUCUCUGGCAUUAGUCAGUUUGCUAUCAAAUAGGAAAAGAAGAGAGAAGUAACGUUAUCUACUUACCGUUACCGAAAGUUUUUCAGAGGAAGUGUCUCUAGUUCUCCUUUCUUCGUUCGGUGUCUGUAUAGGGCUCGAACGCCCACUCUACAGCAGUUCUGGUGAUGUAUUUGAGCAUCCAUGAACCCGCGUCGUCGCCACGGUCCUAGGAACAGCCAGGAAGGGGUGUACCUAGGGCCUGCCCAGACCCAGUCACUGCUGGUCCAGCAACAGGACCCACAACUUGCAGCCUCUAGCCCCCUUCCACCUGCCCCCCUGGUGGACAUAAGCAACAUGUCAGGCAGGGACCGCACAAAUGAGUUCCAGUCAGUCUGCAAAUCACUACAGGGGAGACAGAAUGGAGUCCAGCCCAGUAAGCCUGCCCUCAGUGCAAUCCGACAACGCAGUGACUUCACCCUCAUGGCAAAGAGGAUUGGGAAGGACUUGAGUAACACCUUUGCCAAACUGGAAAAACUCACAAUACUGGCCAAAAGGAGAUCCCUCUUCGAUGACAAAGCUGUGGAGAUAGAGGAGUUAACCUACAUCGUCAAACAGGAUAUAAACAGUCUGAAUAAACAGAUAGCACAGCUGCAGGGCCUUGUGCGCUCCAGACAAAGUCAAAAUGGCAGACAUCUACAGACCCAUUCCAACACCAUUGUCGUCUCCCUCCAGUCCAAACUUGCAUCAAUGUCCAAUGACUUCAAGUCCGUGCUGGAGGUCAGGACAGAGAACCUCAAAGAGCAAAAGAGUAGAAGAGAUCAGUUUUCUCAAGCCCCAACAUCCUCCUCCCAUCUACAGGCCAGCAACUUCAAUAACUCAUUGUUAAUGCAAGAUGACUCUAAAAAGACCCUGGAUGUCUCCAUAGACAUGGACUUCCGUGCAGGUCAACAGCUGCAACUUGUCAACGAACAGGACUCGUACAUCCAGAGCCGUGCAGACACCAUGCAGAACAUAGAGACCACCAUCGUAGAGCUGGGCUCCAUCUUCCAGCAGCUGGCCCACAUGGUGAAGGAGCAGGAGGAGACGGUGCAGAGAAUCGACGCCAGCGUAGAGGACACCCAGCUCAAUGUGGACAUGGCACAUUCAGAGAUCCUCAAGUACUUUCAGUCUGUGUCGUCCAACCGCUGGCUCAUGGUGAAAAUCUUCCUAGUCCUCAUAGUGUUCUUUAUCGUCUUUGUGGUCUUCUUUGCCUGAGGGCCAGGUGGCAUUUGGUUGAGGGAGAGGGGGAUGGAUGAAGAACACCUCAUCAAAUAUACAGCUGUUAGAAUGCAGUUAUGCUAAUAAUGAAUGGUAGAAUGGAAAUGAUAAAAAUGUUGUUAUUACUCCAUUGAAUGGAGUGACUAGAUGAUGAUGAUGUAAAGUAUGAUGGCAGGAUAGAACACUUUCAGUUUGUUUAAAUUGUCUCUUGUCUACAUGUAUUAUUACUGUAAUUUAUAGUGAACAUUCCAACUUCUUGAUGGACAGGGUCAAUUCAAACCCAACAAUUGAGUUAGAAAAAGAAACAACAUUUCUUUUGCCUUUCUGGACCUGUAUGCUAGAUCUCUGAGGGACAUCACGCCCUACAAUGCAACUCCCUGCCAGCAGUAUUACCUCUUGGAGGUUAGGGCUGAUUGGCAAUGCCCUCUGACCGUCAAUCUCAUCUUCAAUGGUUCAAAAAAUAAAAAAGCUGAUAGGAAACGUUUCUGGCAACACUUAGUGGUGCAUGUAUUGUGUUUAACAAUGGCAUCGCGCACGUGAAUGGUCAUUCAUCAUGACAGUCAACCUCACAUGGUUGACCUGAGGAAAGUCAAUGUACUGUGUAAGUGAAGUGGCGUUAGUAUUUCUGAUGACGCUUUUAUUUUCUCCAAUCAGAUACUGAACUGUAUGUGCAGAACUGCUUUUACAGCUACUAUGAACCAUCUGUGAAUUGAGGUGUCUUUUUCCAUGAACUGGUUAUUUAAAUUAAGUUGUGGUCUGCAACAGUGAUAUUUUAAUGUCCUGUCCAUACUGCCUCCCAGCAGACACGCUAUACCCAAUCUCUUGGAGGGGAAAACGUGAAAAUACAUUGACAACAUUUUUAUGUCUGAAAUAAUGUUUUUAAAGUAAACCUUAGUGUUGGAAAACAUUUUGAUUUGUCUUUGUUGAAAAGAAUGAGUCAAAGACACUUUAAAAAUAAUAUUCCAAUAUACUGUACAAACUGAGAAUAUUAGAAAGAAAAUGUUGUAGAUUUUCCCAGCCAAGCUUCUUUUUUUCUUUUCUUUUUUACCUGCACUGUUUUCACCACUUCUCAGUUAAACGGUUUCACUCAUUUGCUCUUCCUGGUCCCUGAUGUCUUGGAGGAGGUUUUGUAGCUCACAGCAAAUUUGAUUGUUCCCCUAAUUGUUGUAUUUUGUGUUAUGCUUUUGUUGUAAAACACAAAUAAUUAAUAAUGGCGACAAUUAAAAUGAGAAAUUACCAACUU